AUGCGAGAUCCCCUUUCUCCUCCGCCGUCUUCCGGCGACGACGGCGAUCCUUACGGCUCUUGGUAUGGCAACAUCGACUACCUUCUAAAUAUAUCCGCGAUCGGCGCUUUGUUCUGUCUCUUGAUUUUCCUCUUGGUAAAGCUAAGGAGCGACCACCGCCGUAUGCCUGGCCCCGCCGCCAUUGGUAGCAAGCUUCUUGCCGUAUGGCACGCCACUGGACGUGAAAUCGCCCGCCACUGCGGCGCCGAUGCUGCUCAGUUUCUUCUCACCGAAGGUGGAAGCUGCGCGGUUCUCUUGUCCGUUGCGUCUUUGGCUCUCGUUGUUUUGCUUCCGGUUAAUCUCCACGCCGGAACCUCGGUGUUGGAUGAUCAAUUCUCGAAGACAACUAUUAACCAUAUUCCUAAAGGUUCGCCUCUGCUUUGGAUUCAUUUCAUUUUCGCUGUUGUCGUUGUUUUAUUGGUUCAUUUCGGUAUUUCGGCCACGGAGGAGAGAUUGAGGAUCACUAGGUUUAGGGAUGGUUAUGGUAAUUUGAGUGAUCCCACUGUGAAUUCUAGUGCUAUAUUUACUAUAAUGGUUCAGGGGUUGCCUAAAAUUAUUGGAGCUGAUAGGGCUGCUUUGCAGGAGUAUUUCCAAUAUCGAUAUCCUGGUAAGGUUUUUAAGGUUAUUGUGCCAAUGGAUUUGUGUGCAUUGGAUGGUUUGGCCACCGAGUUGCUGCUUGUGAGGGAUGAGAUUUCAUGGUUGGUGGCUAGGAUGGAUUCUCGCUUGUUACCGGAUGAUUGUGAAGAGGAUGCUUGUGUUGGUGGGAGUGUGAAUCUGGGUUUGUGGAGUUGGGUUGUUUCUUGUCGGAAGCUAUUGAAAGGUUUUUUGGCUGACAUUAUGGCUAGAUUUGGUCAGACUGAUGAAGAGAGGUUGAGGAAAUUGCAGGAGCUGAGGGCUGAGUUGGAGACUGAGUUGGCUGCUUACAAAGAAGGGCGUGCGCCGGGUGCUGGUGUGGCCUUUGUUAUGUUCAAGGAUGUGCACACUGCUAAUAAGGCUGUUCAGGAUUUUCAGAACGAAAAGAAGAGGCGGGUUGGGAAGUUCUUUUCUCUCGUGGAGUUGCGUUUGAGGAGAAACCAAUGGAAAGUUGAGCGUGCACCUUUGGCGAGUGACAUUUACUGGAAAAAUCUGGGGACGCCAAAGCUGUCGCUGAAAUUGCGGAGAGUGUUUGUGAAUACUUGUUUGUUAUUGAUGCUCUUGUUCUUUAGUUCUCCACUUGCUUUGAUCAGUGCUGUUCAAAGUGCUGGAAGGAUCUUCAAUGCCGAAGCUAUGGAUAAUGCACAGAUGUGGCUGGCUUGGGUACAGAGCUCUAGCUGGCUUGGAAGCCUUAUUUUUCAAUUUCUACCCAAUGUUAUCAUUUUUGUCAGCAUGUAUAUAAUAAUACCAUCUGCUCUUUCUUAUCUAUCAAAAUUUGAACGUCAUCUGACGGUAUCUGGUGAGCAAAGAGCUGUACUCAUGAAGUUGGUUUGCUUCUUCCUUGUAAAUCUCAUUUUGUUGCGGGGUCUGGUCGAAUCAUCAUUAGAGAGUGCCAUCCUGAAAAUGGGACGGUGCUAUUUGGAUGGAGAGGAUUGUAAGAGGAUUGAGCAAUAUAUGAGUGCAUCAUUCCUGUCAAAGUCAUGCCUUUCGUCUCUUGCAUUUUUGAUCACAAGCACUUUCUUGGGAAUAUCAUAUGAUCUCUUGGCACCUAUUCCUUGGAUCAAAAGAAACAUUCAGAAGUUUCGGAAAAAUGACAUGCUUCAGUUAGUUCCAGAACAAAGUGAAGAUUACCCGUUAGAACAUCAGGACGGAGAUAGUCUUCAGAGACCACUAAUUCAUGGCAGUGCAAAUGCUUAUGAAACUUCCAAUGGGGAUAGUGAAGAGGGACAAGAUCUUUCUGUUUAUCCAAUCACUGGAAGCUCACCUAAUCCAAAACAAACAUUCGAUUUCGCACAGUACUAUGCCUUUAAUUUGACAAUAUUUGCCCUGACUCUCGUAUACUGUUCGUUUAGUCCACUUGUUGUUCCUGUUGGUGCUGUUUAUUUUGGGUAUAGAUAUGUAGUGGACAAGUACAAUUUUCUGUUUGUCUAUCGAGUUCGGGGAUUUCCUGCAGGCAACGAUGGGAGUGCAAGGGGACUCUAUGAAGCUGCAAGCAAUUUUCACUCUAGGACUAUUAGUCUUCCGAGGUUUGAUUGGGAUACCUCCCAAAGGUGA
Messenger RNA from Vicia faba (fava bean), 2226 nucleotides. Lineage: Eukaryota; Viridiplantae; Streptophyta; Magnoliopsida; Fabales; Fabaceae. The record is from the annotation of a GenBank genome assembly.